Molecule: messenger RNA, 2619 nt
Organism: Camelina sativa (false flax)
Lineage: Eukaryota; Viridiplantae; Streptophyta; Magnoliopsida; Brassicales; Brassicaceae
Source: RefSeq, a predicted model, not a curated record
CCCAUUCUGUCAAACCGUGCGUGUCCCAUCUUUAUUGAUUUUUUUUCUGUUCUGAAAAACAAAAGAAACCAUAAAAAAAAGAAGAAAAUAUCUGGAUGUGUUAUUCAGGUUUGUUCGAUUCAGAGAUAAGUGUUACAGUGUAAAAUCCGUGGAGAGAUAGAGACAAGGAUAAGGGACGAGAAGUAACGAUUACUGUCUUCUAUUUUUGUUCGUUAUUACAACCUUUUAAAAAUCUCAUAUUUUUUUUUGGGUUUCGUUUUUUUUUCCCCCUUACCUUUCUCCUCUCUCGCUCGAUUUCAAUUUGGGUGAGAAAGGAGCGGUCUUUUGUCUUUCCAGGGUUUAUCACCAAAAGCUUGUAUCUUUUUUUUUUUUUUGUUCUUUGUCUGAUUUUACUUUCUGGGGUUGUGUAGAUCUCUCCUUUAUAAAGUCAUCUGCAAAAAUGUAAGCUCUUCUCUUCUUAAUUUUCGUUUCUUUAUCUCUCCAGAUUCAUUUGUUUGAUCUGAUUCUGAUAUGUUUUAUUCCGUCUUCGUGUAAUUCUCGGUUCAGGGUUGAGGCUUGUUCGAUAUACUGAAAAUUAGGUUUUUUUUUUUUUUGUUCCUUUUCCUUCAGAAGCGAAUCUGGUUAUGUGUUUAGAGAAUAAAGUGCGAGACUUUUGACUUAUUCAGAGCUUGUUAGGAGUGAGUAGUGUGAAGGGUUUGUGCCAAAUAUGAUCAAACAGAUAUUUGGGAAAUUGCCUAGAAAGCCUUCAAAGUCUUUGCAAAAUGAGUCUAAUGGUGAAGGAGGGGUUAACUCUUACUAUGCUCCCAAUUCCACUACUAGUAGUACUAGUUCUGUUUCGAAACCUUCUUCAAAAUCGUCUGCUUCUGGUUCACGUGUAGUUAAUGGGACUCUUGCUCCUAAUCAAGGGAAGAAACCAUUGGGAGGAGAUGCUGUUGGUGGGGUUAAUGAGGCUUUGCCUAGCUUUAGAGAUGUUCCCAUGUCUGAGAAACCAAAUCUCUUUAUCGGGAAGUUGAGUAUGUGCUGUGUUGUCUUUGAUUUUAGUGAUCCUUCAAAGAACCUUAAAGAGAAAGAGAUUAAACGGCAGACAUUGCUCGAGCUCGUUGAUUAUAUUGCAACGGUUGGUGUGAAGUUUAAUGAUGUCGCGAUGCAAGAGCUGACAAAGAUGGUAGCGGUUAAUCUGUUUAGAACGUUUCCUUCUGCGAAUCACGAGAGUAAAAUUCUUGAAAUGCAUGAUAUGGAUGACGAGGAGCCUUCGAUGGAACCAGCUUGGCCUCAUAUUCAAGUUGUGUAUGAGAUUCUGCUCAGAUUCGUGGCUUCUCCCAUGACUGACGCAAAGCUUGCAAAGAGAUAUAUUGACCAUUCCUUUGUUUUGAAGCUGUUGGACUUGUUUGAUUCUGAAGAUCAAAGAGAGAGGGAGUAUUUAAAAACCAUUCUGCAUCGGGUGUAUGGGAAGUUCAUGGUGCAUCGACCCUAUAUCAGAAAGUCUAUUAAUAAUAUCUUCUACAGACUCAUAUCCGAGACUGAAAGGCAUAAUGGUAUUGCAGAGUUGCUAGAGAUUCUUGGAAGUAUAAUUAAUGGUUUUGCUUUGCCUUUAAAAGAAGAGCACAAGCUCUUCCUUUUGCGAGCUUUGAUACCUCUGCACAAGCCUAAAUGUUCAUCGGUCUAUUACCAACAGCUUUCUUAUUGCAUAGUUCAGUUUGUAGAGAAGGACAUCAAGCUCGCUGAUACCGUUAUUAGAGGUCUUCUAAAAUAUUGGCCUGUGACUAACAGCUCGAAGGAAGUUUUGUUUCUUGGAGAAUUAGAAGAAGUCUUGGAAGCAACUCAAGCUGCUGAGUUUCAACGCUGUAUGGUCCCUUUAUUCCGACAAAUUGCUCGAUGUCUCAACAGUUCACAUUUUCAGGUCGCUGAGAGGGCAUUGUUUCUAUGGAACAAUGAUCACAUAAGAAACCUAAUCACACAGAACCAUAAAGUGAUAAUGCCAAUAGUCUUCCCAGCUCUAGAGAGAAACACGCGUGGACACUGGAACCAAGCAGUUCAGAGUCUGACUAUAAACGUGAGGAAAGUAUUCUGCGACAUUGACCAAGUUCUCUUCGACGAGUGUUUAGCCAAAUUCCAAGUAUCAGAAGAGAAUAAAGCAGAGGUCAAAGCGAAACGCGAAAGAACAUGGCAGUGCUUAGAAGAUUUAGCGACUUCAAAUACCAUUGUAACGAACGAGGCAGUGCUGGUUCCAAGAUUUGUAUCCUCAGUCAAUCUUGCAAGCAGCUCUGAGUCCACAGGGUAGUAAUAGGCUCUGGUACGUAAAGAAGGGCUCUUGAAACGAUAACAAUACAGAUUGGGGGGUUUGAGUUGUUGGAGGAGCAAAGUAGAGGAGUGGUGAAGUAUCUCAUUCUCAUCAGUGAAUACUUACUUGUUUUAACAUUUUCUUCUUUGGGGUUUCUGGGUUUACUUCUUAGUUCUUUAAGUGGAAAGGGCAACAUAUGUACUGUAACAAAUAUUGUGGUCAAUAGACUAUAGGGAUGGUUUCUUGAGGGACGACUGUAUAAUUAUAUUUUUUAGUGAAAUCUUUGGGAUAUAACCUGAGAAUAUAUUUUUCUGAAUAAAAUAAUAAUUUUUCGUAAA